Striga hermonthica is the source of this 363-nucleotide messenger RNA. NCBI's taxonomy places the organism in Eukaryota, Viridiplantae, Streptophyta, Magnoliopsida, Lamiales, Orobanchaceae. The record is from the annotation of a GenBank genome assembly.
AUGGUGCAGCGGCUCACAUACAGGACUCGCCAUAGCUAUGCCACCAAAUCCAAUCAGCAUCGUGUUGUCAAAACUCCAGGAGGGAAGCUAGUGUAUCAGAGUACGAGAAAGAGGGCUAGCGGCCCUAAAUGCCCAAUUACUGGGAAGAGAAUCCAAGGGAUACCUCACUUGAGACCUGCUGAGUACAAGAGGUCAAGAUUACCAAGGAACAGAAGGACUGUGAACCGUCCUUAUGGUGGAGUCUUAUCCGGCAGUGCUGUAAGGGAAAGGAUAAUUAGAGCUUUCUUGGUGGAAGAACAAAAGAUUGUGAAGAAAGUCUUGAAGAUACAGAAAGCAAAGGAGAAGCUUGCUUCCAAGAGCUGA